Messenger RNA from Quercus lobata, 771 nucleotides. RefSeq lists its product as uncharacterized. Bases 1 to 771 code for a protein of 256 amino acids. The record is from RefSeq and is a predicted model, not a curated record. Lineage: Eukaryota; Viridiplantae; Streptophyta; Magnoliopsida; Fagales; Fagaceae. The transcript has a single exon.
AUGGUUGACGAAGUGAUCAAUAGACUAGAGAACAUGAAACUUACAACAGAAAAGGAAGAAGUUAUAGUGGUUUCCGAUGAAGAAAGAAAGGAUGAGAUUGAAAGUUGUGCGCAGAGUUUAAUCGGAAAAUUCCUUACAUGCAAACCCUUCAACAAGAGGGCAGCUUAUAAUACUCUUAAAAAGGUGUGGGGCUUACACAAUGGGGUCCAGAUUAUGGAAGCUGGUCCAAAUCUUUUCCAAUUCAAAUUUCAUACGGAGUUUGACAUGGAUAGGGUGCUCAAAGGGGGUCCAUGGUCAUUUGAUAACCAAGCCCUAAUGUUACGCAGGUGGCAAAAAGGCAUGACGGCCAAAAACGUGAAAUUUGAGUCCGUUUCCUUAUGGUUCCAAAUCUGGGGGGCCCCAUUUGAUAUGGUAUCUCCCAAGGUGGUGGUGGAGGUGCGGAGGAGACUAGGGGUUGUAGAGGAAGUUGAGAGGAGGCAAAAACAGGAGCAUCAGAACCUUUUUAUGAAGAUUAAGGUUGCGCUCCCAAUAGCAAAACCGAUCCGGAAAGGUGGAUUUAUAGUAGGCUCGGACGGUGGUUGUACUUGGGUUACCUACAGAUACAAGCGGCUCCCGAUGUUCUGCCAUUACUGUGGCUUGCUGGGACAUGAUGUUCGUCACUGCGCUGGCUUCUUUGCAGCGUCAAAGAAUGGGGGCGAGGUGGAAUGUCAGUAUGGUGAGUGGCUAAAGUCUAUGCGGGCACGUUCAUGGUCUCCACCUAAAGGUGGAUAG